Messenger RNA from Drosophila nasuta, 2145 nucleotides. RefSeq names its product terminal uridylyltransferase 4-like. Lineage: Eukaryota; Metazoa; Arthropoda; Insecta; Diptera; Drosophilidae. The transcript has 3 exons. Bases 103 to 2106 code for a protein of 667 amino acids. The record is from RefSeq and is a predicted model, not a curated record. Gene Ontology annotation, molecular function: RNA uridylyltransferase activity.
AUAAUAUAAUUCAAUCGCGCACAAACGACUUUAAUAAUCUUACUUGCACUUUUUUUUUGUGUUAUUUUUGUUAAUAAAAUAUUAAUACAUUUUUAGAGAACAAUGACCAACAACGUGGAAUCUCGUCAAACUAAGUCCAACUUGCCGUUGGGCCAAACUAAUGCGGCCAAUUGCACAGUAUGUGAUGCUCCGUUUAAGACACUGCAAGAGUGUUUGGCCCACGAAUUACUCAAGCACCCAAUCGAGCCACUGAAGAAGCUGCCCAAAUGCCUCGAUGCCGUCACCAAACUGCAUGCCAGCGAAGAAACCCAAUUCGAACGACGUCUGCUGGAGGUAUUUGUCGUCCUGUCACCACCUGGACAGCAACUGAAAACCGUAUUGGAUUUCUAUGCUGGUAAUAGUGCAUUGGAAUGCUUUCUGGAAGUGCGCAAGUACAUAGAGAAUCAGCUGCAUGGCAAAGUUAUGGUUUAUCCAUUUGGCUCGUUUGUCAUGGGUUUGACUUUGAGGGAUAGCGAUAUUGAUUUGUAUUUGAAAUCCAUUGACGGCAAUUCGAAUGAAUUGUACGAGAAAACCAACCGCCUUUUGCGUCACACGGGUUGCUUUUCAGAUGUGAUUGCCAUACGAAAUGCUCGAGUUCCAAUCAUUCGUUGCAAGCAUGUGGCGAGCGGCUUGAGUGUCGACAUCAGCAUGUCUAGUCCGAAUGGCACCCAUAAUUCUCGCUUUGUGACCGAUCUGUUGAAUCGGGAUGUACGCCUGCGUGAGCUGUUCUUGUUCGUAAAGAUUUGGGCCAAGAAACUGUUGAUUAUUGGCAAAGUCAUGACAAGCUAUUGCCUGAUUACGCUCAUCAUUUAUCAGCUGCAACAGCAACGACACUUGCCCUCGAUAAAGAAGCUGCAGUCUGGCAUUCCUGUCUUCGAUGUUGGAGGCAUUAACUAUGCGUAUAGCCUUGAGCGUAUGCCAGCUUUGCCGGCUUUUUUGACCACCUUUGAUCUGAUCAGCGGAUUCUUUGAGCUCUACAGUCACAUGGACUUUGAGAAGAAGAUGCUGUCGCCGUAUUUGGGUCAUGCCUUGGAUGUGGAAGCAGCGUUCAUGGUUCCGGGAAACUUUCCCGAAUACAAUGCCCAAGUGCUAGCCAUCGAGACGGCCAUGCAAGAGCGCAGCAAACCGUUUAAUGUUGAAAGUGACGUUUUCGUGCAGGAUCCAUUUGAGCUAUCGCGCAAUGUGGGUCAGUCCAUAUCAAAAACGCAACUAUUCUAUCUCAAUCAGUGUUUGGCAGCGGCAAACGAGGCAUGCAACGAUGCCAAAUUAAAGUCAACGCCGCCCAAAUUUUAUGACUAUUUGCUGUUUGGGCUUGCCGAGCAACUGGUGGAGGAACAUCGCUUGGAACACGUGCCCCCAGCUAAGCAACGCAAAGAGAGGCCAAAGAAAGAAGUGAAGACUGUCGAUGCAGUUGCAGUUGAAGCUAAGGUUGAGGUUGCCUCUACAACUGUAGCUGCCAAAGGGGAUAAAUCAUCAUCGUCCAGUGAUGACAGAAAGCCAACGGUUGCGGACAAUAGCUGCAUGCCAUUGAUGCAUGUUUAUACACUCACACCCACCAAUAAUGAUCUAAAGACUUUGAAUUCCGAUUUUGUGAGCAAAGAUGCGAUAUCAAUUAAUUAUAUAUGGGCUACAAUCAAUGUGAACGCAAUAAGGAAUAUUUUAUCGGAUAUUUAUGGCUUAAGAAUGAAGGAGUCGGAUGCGAAUGUCACAGAUGAGCUGCCAUUAAGCAUGAUCUGGCAGAUAAGCUCAACAUUGGAUAUGUGGAGUGCACGAAACUUUCCACGCAGCACAACGCAAUCGUUCUUUGCCCAGCAGAUGCAGCAAACAGUUGAGUUUAGAAAAACAAGACCUCAGAAUCCUAGCUAUGUUGUCAAUAUGCGUGGUCGCAUCUCACUGAUCAUCGCUGAAGACUACAGAGAGCUACGCCUUGAGCUGCAGCCGAUGCCCGGCGAUCUUUUGGGUCUUCAGCGAAACAGUCCGUUGACAAAAUUCUUCAAGUCACUGAAGAACCUGCUCUGCAACUAUAACUUUAAAGAAAAGGUUAUAAGUUUUCAAUAUGAGCAUUGAAUUUGGUAUCACCUGACUUAUUCAGAAUAAAUAGAAAUU